GAAACACUGCCUCGACUCGUCGCCUAAGGGGACGGGCGUGAGGGCGUGAGGGCAGCGGGCAGCCCGAGCGAUGGGCGGCGGAUAGGGCCGAUGAAGGAGCAAUGAGGGACGGUGGUGGGUGGGGUACAAGGGCUCAACAGCUGGUGCAGGACAGCGGCGACGAGUCGCUACAGACACAGUCGCACCAAAAGCAGAGGGAAUUGGGAUUCAGGGUUUGGAAAAGGAAGCAGGCGAGGAUUUUGUGCAGCGUACAAAUGUUUCGAGGGGCAGGAAAACUAAGGUGGCCGGGAGUCGCAUUUUGUGAGGCUGGGACGGCUAGCCCGCCCCGUCAUGCUCGCACACCGCAACACGUAUACAAGGCUUACCCACCUGCGAUACACACCUCGCACCAAUCGCGCACCCUGGAUGCACGGCGCCGCUCCAGUCACGCUGCAGCCGCCUUCAAACUCUGCGGUUCUCUCCAGGGCGUCUUUGUAACCAUCUGCCUUGGCCCUCUGCCGGUUCCCUCGAUGCCUUGGCCCGCCGUUCGGUUUCAACGUGUCGCCGGCCAAUGACACGCAACGCGUGUUUGGAAACAUUCUUCUCCAGGGAAACAUUUCUGUGACAGCUGCUGCUGCUGCUGGCCUGGCCCCCUCAUACCCUGCCUGUAGCAUCCUCUCGCAAACACCAAAACGACUUCUUUUGCAUUCCGGCUGCUCAA
Bipolaris sorokiniana ND90Pr is the source of this 700-nucleotide messenger RNA. RefSeq lists its product as uncharacterized. NCBI's taxonomy places the organism in Eukaryota, Fungi, Ascomycota, Dothideomycetes, Pleosporales, Pleosporaceae. The record is from RefSeq and is a predicted model, not a curated record. Bases 102 to 554 code for a protein of 150 amino acids. The transcript has a single exon.